This is a messenger RNA of Daucus carota subsp. sativus, 1609 nucleotides long. RefSeq names its product 3-ketoacyl-CoA synthase 6-like. The transcript is spliced from 2 exons. Gene Ontology annotation, molecular function: acyltransferase activity, transferring groups other than amino-acyl groups. Gene Ontology annotation, cellular component: membrane. The coding region runs from base 170 to 1609 and encodes 479 amino acids. Lineage: Eukaryota; Viridiplantae; Streptophyta; Magnoliopsida; Apiales; Apiaceae. Gene Ontology annotation, biological process: fatty acid biosynthetic process. The record is from RefSeq and is a predicted model, not a curated record.
CCGAUCUUUCUCGAAUCAGCUUUCCCCGCAGCGGUUGCAACUCAUAUAUGAAAGCAACGGGUAUUAGUUUUGAGCUUAUAUAUCUGCAUAUCACCCGAUUACUCUCUACUUCCACGCCUCAAUAUUAUCACUCUACCAAUCCAAAGAUUUUAGACAUAUAUCAACGACAAUGCCUCCACAGAUAAUAAGUGAUAAUAAGCUAGGCUACCAGUUUCUUGCGAACCACCUUGUUGCCUUGAUCUCUGUCCCGAUCUUGCUUAUUCUAAUUAUUCAAGUAAUUCACUUAGAUCCCUUCCAAAUAUGGUGCUUUUCCUUUCUCCUCAUUUUCUUGUCAUCCCUCCGCAAUAUGUCCAAGUCUCGAACAAUUUACCUAGUCGAUUUUGCAUGUUACAAAGCGCCUGCUGAGCUCCGUGCGAGUUUUGGCACUUUCUCGAAGAUUAUAUCGAAGUCAGAACCCGAAAGUCUCGAAUUUCAACACAAAGUUUCGGAGCGGACUGGCCUAGGGGAGGAAACUUGUUUGCCGCCUGCAUUGCACCUCAUCCCACCGAAUCCUACGCUGAAAGCUUCCAGAGAAGAAGCUGAGAGGGUCAUUUUCUCCGCGAUGGACUCAUUAUUGCUCAAGUCUGGACUCAACCCUAAGGACAUAGAUAUACUUGUCGUAAACAGCACUGUUUGGUGUUCAAUUCCAUCACUCUCGUCCAUGGUCAUUAAUAAGUACAAAAUGAAGGACAGUGUUAAGAGCUUCAAUAUCUCGGGAAUGGGUUGCAGUGGUAGUCUGAUAUCGAUGAGUAUAGUCCGUGACCUUCUACAAGUUCAUCCAAAUUACAAAGCUGUUGUGAUAAGUGCAGAAAUCAUAACAACGAGUUACUACCAAGGCAAAGAAAGAUCCAUGCUUGUCCCAAAUUGUUUGUUUCGGAUGGGAGGUGCAGCCAUUUUUUUAUCAACCCGAAAGACUUUUCACAAUAUUAGGGCUAAGUACCGUCUUGUCCACCUAAUCCGGUCUCACACAACUGACGAUGACAAGUCCUAUAACUGUGUAUAUAAGAAAGAAGAUCCGGAGGGGAUUUUAGGGGUAUGGCUUUCGAAGGAUCUAAUGGCCGUAGCUGGAAAGGGCUUAAAACUGAAUUUGACAGCCCUCGUAUUUCCAACACUCGGCCCUCUUGUUCUUCCUGCAUCCGAAAAAAUAAAAUACUUCAUCAAUUUUAUUGCUCGAAAGAUGUUUAAACAUAGGUGGAGACCUUAUGUUCCUGACUUCAAACAAGCAUUUGAGCACUUUUGCAUCCAUGCAGGAGGGCGUGCUGUGAUUGAUGGGGUCCAGGACAGCCUGCAGCUAUCGAUGGAGCAAGCGGAGGCCUCAAGAUCAACUCUGCAUCGCUUUGGCAAUACGUCAUCGUCGUCGUUGUGGUACGAGAUGAGCUAUAUAGAGGCCAAGGGAAGGAUGAAGAAAGGUGAUAGGAUCUUGCAAAUUUCAUUCGGGAGUGGGUACAAGUGUAACAGCGCCGUGUGGGAAUGCACUGAAACUGUCGAAACCCCAACAGGUGAGCCAUGGAUGGACUGCAUUGAUAAGUAUCCGGCAUGUAUUCCUCAGCUGAUAAAAUCUGCAGAUUAA